CCACCCUUGCCCUAUCUGAUCUUUCAUUUCUUAAAACAGUUCUCUCCACCUCCCCCCCCCCCCCCCCCCGCCCCCUUUUCUCUUUAUGAUCUCAUAAAACCUCAAAGAAUCAGCCUUAGCUUGUUCAAGAAAAGCCAAGAAAAUGGAAAACAUUGGAGAAAACAUCUGGGACGCAAGCACACUGUUCCAAUCCGAGGAUCUUGACAGCUAUUUGGACGAGGCGAUUUUCUCCUACUACGAUUCCAGCUCGCCGGACGGCGAGCAAUCGCCGGCGGCGUCGAAGAACAUAGUUUCCGAGAGGAAUAGGAGGAAGAAGCUCAAUGAAAGGCUGUUUGCUCUCCGGGCAGUGGUCCCAAAUAUUAGCAAGAUGGACAAGGCAUCUAUAGUCAAAGAUGCAAUUGACUACAUUCAAGAGCUACAUGAACAAGAGAGGAGGAUUAAAUCCGAAAUAUCGGAGCUCGAAUCUGAAAGAUCAAAGAGGAAUAUCGUGUUUGAGCUUGACCAGGAAGGAAUAAGUUUAAAUUCAAAACCAAAAAGAACAAGAAUCGACGAACAGUACUGCCAUGACUCUCCAAACUCGAGAUCUCCCGUGGAUGUCCUUGAGUUGAGGGUAUCUUCUAUGGGGGAGAAGACACUUGUGGUGAGCCUCACUUGUAGCAAAAGAACAGACACAAUGGUAAAGCUGUGUGAGAUCUUUGAAUCUUUGAACAUUAAAAUCAUUAGUGCCACCAUCACUGCAUUCUCUGGGAGGCUUCUCAAGACUGUCUUCAUUGAGGCUGAAGAGGAAGAAAAGGAAAUCUUAAAGAUAAGAAUUGAAAGUGCAAUUGCAACUCUGAAUGAUCCAGACAGUCCAAUGAGCAUCUAGCUAGGAAUUUGAAGAAACAGAUGGAGAGUUAUUUUACAAUUCUGUAUUCUAAGUUUAUUGUGUUCUAAUUAAGUUUGUACUUUAGUCUUCUUGAUAGGUAUGUAGUUGGGUGUAUUCAUUGUUCAUAAAUUAAUAAUAUUACGCUCAUUAUAUAUAUUGA
This is a messenger RNA of Ipomoea nil (Japanese morning glory), 1025 nucleotides long. Its product is annotated as transcription factor bHLH35-like. Bases 143 to 865 code for a protein of 240 amino acids. Gene Ontology annotation, molecular function: sequence-specific DNA binding; protein dimerization activity; DNA-binding transcription factor activity. Lineage: Eukaryota; Viridiplantae; Streptophyta; Magnoliopsida; Solanales; Convolvulaceae. Gene Ontology annotation, cellular component: nucleus. Gene Ontology annotation, biological process: regulation of DNA-templated transcription. The record is from RefSeq and is a predicted model, not a curated record. The transcript has 5 exons.